This is a messenger RNA of Dictyostelium purpureum, 1512 nucleotides long. RefSeq lists its product as uncharacterized. The record is from RefSeq and is a predicted model, not a curated record. The transcript has 6 exons. NCBI's taxonomy places the organism in Eukaryota, Evosea, Eumycetozoa, Dictyosteliales, Dictyosteliaceae. The coding region runs from base 1 to 1512 and encodes 503 amino acids.
AUGAAACCCAAACCAAUAAUGACACCCCACACCAACUACCACAAAUUUAACCAAUCAAGAUAUUCUGCCCCAAUUGAUCAAUCCUCAACAUGCCAAAAUAUGAAUACCGGUUCCGCAUCAAGCCAUAGUUCCUCAUCACCAAGAAGAAUGUUUUGUUGUUCUCACUCAGAAGAUUAUUCCUUAACCGAUCAAGAUAUAUAUGGCCAUCCAUUAUCAAAAGAGAUUUUAUCUCGUUCGCCAUCAUAUUAUCUUGAUAAGAUGUAUACCUCAAAGGAAAAGCCAGUCGAUACCUAUCCAUACAUUCCAAUCGAUCAUUCAAAAGGCUUCAACCCAAACUUACGUCUUUGUGAUGUAAGACACCCUAUGCCAUGGGAAAUAAAAAUAAGGGAAGAAGAAAGAUUGGAAAAGGAAAGACAAGAAAAAGAACGUAUCGAAACUUUAAAGAGAGAAAAACUCGAAAAGGAACGUUUGGAACUAUUGGAAAAAGAAAGACAAGAAAAAGAACGUAUUGAAGCUUUAGAAAAAGAAAGACAAGAAAAUGAGCGUAGACAAGCUCUAGAAAGAGCAAGAUUAAUCAGAGAACAACAAGAAAGAGAGCAAAAAGAAAGAGAAGAAAGAGAAGAAAGAGAGCGUAUCCAAGCAAUUUUAAGAGAAAGAUUGCAAAGAGAACAAGAAAGGAUACGUAGAGAAAAUUUAGAAAGAGCCAGAUUGGAAAGAGAAAGAGAAGAAAGAGAAGAAAGAGAAAAAGAACAACAACUCAGAGAACAACAACUCAGAGAACAAGAAGAAAGAGAAGAGAGAGAAAGACUAGAGAGGGAACAACAACAAAGAGAACAGCAAGAAAGAGAAGAAAGAGAACGUAUCGAAAACCUAGAUCGAUGUACUAUUUGCAUUGAUAGAAUUGAACCAAGCGUACUUGCAAUAAUCGAUUGUAACCACAAGUUUUGUUACGAUUGCAUUAUGGAAUGGUGUUAUCGUCGUGAUAAUAUCUGUCCAAAUUGCAGAGCUCCAUUCUUUUUAGUAAGAAGAGUAAAUCAAGUCGAAGGUUCAACAGAUGAAGCUAAUGUAGAACAAGGAAAUCAAGAUGAAAAUCCAAUUAACAAUCAAGAUAAUGCUGAUGACGAUAAUCAACGUCCACCAGUUUUAAAUAAUGAUGUUUCAAAUUCCAACGAUUUUGAAGUAGAGAUGGAAAUUUAUAUCUCUUUCGUUAUUAUCAGCUUCUUUUUCUUUCAGUAUUACCAUGUCCUUUCUUUAAAGUCAAUAAUAGGGUAUUUAUUAAGUAAAAUUAUAAUUCUUUCUCUUUCAGUAUCAGGUUCUUUCGUUAAUGUCAAGAAUAAGGAAUAUAUAUUAUUAAGUUUAAUUAAUUUCUCUUUCAAGCUCAACACGCUCUAUUUUAAGUCUACGUUCUUUAAGCUCAAUUCUUUCUUUUCAGUUUCAAUACGUUAUUUAUUUCAAGUAAUCAAUCAUGCAUCUGUGGUUCCAUAUAUUCCAUUUAUUCGUCGUUCAGUAUAA